This is a messenger RNA of Chenopodium quinoa (quinoa), 716 nucleotides long. RefSeq names its product peamaclein-like. The record is from RefSeq and is a predicted model, not a curated record. The coding region runs from base 102 to 410 and encodes 102 amino acids. Lineage: Eukaryota; Viridiplantae; Streptophyta; Magnoliopsida; Caryophyllales; Amaranthaceae. The transcript is spliced from 2 exons.
AAUAUCCCCUUUUUGUUUGGUUACAUUCUACACUUACAUCCGAAACAAAAAUUCAUACUAUUAUAUAGUUUGCUUAAGAAAAUCUAACAAAGAAAAAAAAAAUGAAGUUUUCAGUUCCAACUUUGGUUAUAAUUUCUCUUGUUAUAACUUGUGCUUUCAUUGAGAUUGUUGAUGCUGUUUCAGCUUCUCCUACUACUUCUCCUACUCAAGCCCCUCCUGGAGUGCCAGGAUUUUGUGUGGAUAAAUGCGCAUACAGAUGCUCAAGGAAUCCAAGGAACUUAUGCAAGAAAUUAUGUAUGCACUGUUGUAAAAAAUGCCAAUGUGUUCCCAAUGGUCCUUUCGCCGACAAAAGCCAGUGCCCUUGCUACAGAGACCUCAAGAACGACGAAGGCCAAUCUAAGUGCCCUUAAAUUUUAAUUUAGACCAACAAAUCCUACGUGUCUAUGCUUAAUUUGAAUAAUUUCCUUAAUCCAUCAUUAUAAUCCUAAAUCUUGUGUAAUGGUUAUUAGUAUUAGUAAGAAAUAAUGAUAAUUAUAUAUAUAUAUAUAUAGGGCUUCAUAUAUUGAUUGUCAUCAGCCCAUAAAUUAUUAUAGAUUUAUGUUCAUCUUAUAGCUAUGAGAGUGUGGAUGUAAUUUGAUGUUGAUAAAGUUUGGUUAUGGCUUUAUAUGCCUUAUUCAGUUAUUUAUAUUAAAUGUUGAGUAUAUUGGUAGGAUAAA